UUAACGGUGCACACGAUUGGAACUAAAUCGAAGAAAAUUUAUCCCACGAACGGAUACCACGGGCUCGUUUCUUGGUAAACUCUUAUGGUUUUUGUUCAGAAGCAAUAAUGUGGUGCAAAAAGUAUCUCCAAAUUUCACGACGAUUAUCAAGAAACACGUUUAGAGAUUUCCACGUUACAAACAACUCUUGUUCUUGGGACUCCAAGGAAAGCGUAAACAACGGAUCGAAUGGUAUCAAGCGAAUGCCAAGGAUACUUAUUACCGGUGGUCUCGGACAGUUGGGUACCGAGUGCGCGAAAUUGCUACGUAAAAAUUACGGAAACGACAACGUGAUUCUGUCCGACAUAAUCAAGCCGACUGUAGAAAGUCCGUCGAAUGGGCCGUUUAUCUUUGCCGAUAUCCUUGACUUUAAAGGUCUUCAAAAAAUCGUGGUAGACUACGGAAUCGACUGGCUGAUUCAUUUCAGCGCACUUCUCAGCGCUGUAGGUGAACAAAACGUUCCUCUUGCCGUGAGAGUCAACAUUGAAGGAAUGCACAAUGUCAUUGAACUGGCGAAACAGUACAAAUUAAGGAUAUUCAUUCCAUCGACGAUCGGAGCGUUUGGUCCGGAUUCGCCGAGGAAUCCCACGCCAAAUAUUACCAUUCAACGACCACGAACGAUCUAUGGUGUCAGCAAAGUUCAUGCCGAGCUCUUAGGCGAAUAUUAUCAUCACAGAUUCGGACUGGAUUUCCGUUGUCUUCGAUUUCCGGGAGUCAUCAGCAGUGAUCCACCAGGCGGUGGUACCACAGAUUACGCUGUUGCAGUCUUUCACGAAGGUUUACUUAAUAAUACAUACGAGUGUUACUUAGAACCUUACACAAGACUGCCGAUGAUGUACAUAGAGGAUUGCCUGUCAGCGCUCUUUCAGUUCUUGAACACUCCAAAUGAACAGUUACAAAGGCGUGUUUAUAACGUCACUGCAAUGAGCUUCACACCCGAAGAACUAUUCGACGAACUGAAGAAACACAUUCCCGAAUUAAAGAUUACGUAUAAACCGGAUGGACGACAAUACAUUGCUGAAAGUUGGCCACAAGUAUUCGAUGACAGCGAGGCGCGACGAGACUGGGGAUGGAAACACAAAUACAACUUGGAGAGACUUGUGGAGUCAAUGAUACGCGACGUAAGGGCAAACUUCUUAUCCAGAAGAUCAUUAAAGGAGGUCAACAGUUACGUAUAACGCAACGUCGCUUAGGAAAUAAUUAACAUGAAUUAGACAAGUUAAAAAAAUAUUAUUUAUUUUAUAAUAAAAAUACAAGUGACAAAUUUUC
Messenger RNA from Hylaeus anthracinus, 1308 nucleotides. RefSeq names its product L-threonine 3-dehydrogenase, mitochondrial (gene Tdh). The transcript has 5 exons. The coding region runs from base 108 to 1217 and encodes 369 amino acids. The record is from RefSeq and is a predicted model, not a curated record. Gene Ontology annotation, biological process: L-threonine catabolic process. Lineage: Eukaryota; Metazoa; Arthropoda; Insecta; Hymenoptera; Colletidae. Gene Ontology annotation, molecular function: L-threonine 3-dehydrogenase activity.